Messenger RNA from Penicillium expansum, 1182 nucleotides. RefSeq names its product Mannose-6-phosphate isomerase. Gene Ontology annotation, molecular function: zinc ion binding; mannose-6-phosphate isomerase activity. The record is from RefSeq and is a predicted model, not a curated record. Gene Ontology annotation, biological process: GDP-mannose biosynthetic process; carbohydrate metabolic process. Gene Ontology annotation, cellular component: cytosol. The coding region runs from base 1 to 1182 and encodes 393 amino acids. NCBI's taxonomy places the organism in Eukaryota, Fungi, Ascomycota, Eurotiomycetes, Eurotiales, Aspergillaceae. The transcript is spliced from 4 exons.
AUGAACGAUGACUGGGGAAAGAAAGGAAAAGAAUCCAUUGUAGCUCAGCUAUGGUCUAAAACCCCGAAUAAUGCACCCAUUGAUGACUCGAAGCAUUAUUCGGAAAUGUGGUUGGGCACGUACCCAUCAAACCCAUCCUAUCUGCUUUCCACGGGCGAGCACCUUGGGGAGUACCUGAAGAAAUACCCCGAGCUAGUGGGCAAGUCCGUCCACGACCGAUGGGGUCCGGAGAUUCCAUUCCUGCCAAAGGCAAGCCCAAAAGCCAAGAAUUAUACGCUACCCCUACAAAUCCACCCAGACCUGAAACUCGCCGCACAACUACACAAAGAACACCCCGAGAAGUAUGGCGAUACAAUGCACAAGCCAGAGAUUGCAAUUGCGCUCUCAAAAUUCGAGCUCUUUGCCGGCUGGAAGCCCCUAAAAGACAUCCAAGCGCUGUUUGCGUUGAACCACCUGGCAAAAUACAUCCCCAAAUCCGGACAAUUCAACGACGAAACCCUACGUCAAGUAUGCAAGGCGCUACUGAGCGCACCACCCAAAGAAGUCGCACAGACAAUGAAAGAUCUGCAAGCCAUCCCCGAAUCCCAGUUCGGCGCACACACCUACAUUCCCAGCCUCCUGGGUCGUCUAGCAAAACAAUACGGCGAAGGCGAUACCGGAAACCUAGUCGCCGCCCUGCUGAUGAACUACUUAACUCUGGGACCGGGAGAUUCCGUCUUCGUUCCCGCAGACAGUAUCCACGCCUACCUGGAAGGCGAUAUCGUUGAGUGCAUGGCGCGCUCAGACAACGUCAUCAACACAGGGUUCUGUCCAGCUGCAGACCGCGACAGUGUCGAGUUGUUCGGACAGGCUCUGAGCUUUGUUCCGCAUAAUGCGCAGGAUGCGCUGCUGCCGCGCAGAAAGAGUGACAAGGGCUUGAAUGGCAAGACGGAUGUCUAUGCACCGCCUAUCAGUGAAUUUGCGGUAUUGUGUACUACCCUUGGCGCUGGGGAGAGCGAGACCCACAAGGCCAUUCUUGGGCCGAGUCUGAUGAUUGUUACAAAGGGUGGUGGUCAGAUGAAAUUCCCUGGUAAUCAGACCUCUGAGUUAAAGGAGGGAUAUGUUUUCUUUGUGGGGCAGGGUAUUGCGUUGGACUUUGGGACGGACAAGGGCAUGGCUGUUUAUCGGGCGUAUGCGGAGUAA